Molecule: messenger RNA, 471 nt
Organism: Plasmodium gonderi
Lineage: Eukaryota; Apicomplexa; Aconoidasida; Haemosporida; Plasmodiidae
Product: nuclear movement protein
Exons: 2
Coding region: 1-471 (156 amino acids)
Biological process (GO): protein folding
Cellular component (GO): cytoplasm
Source: RefSeq, a predicted model, not a curated record
AUGGGAGACAUAUAUAACAAAAGACACAAAUAUAUUAACAAUGGUGUCGUUAUAUAUGAAUGGGAACAAAGCAUUGAUGAAAUAAAUAUUUAUAUUAACAUGAGUUCCAAAGUUGUGAAUAAAAAUGAUUUGGACAUCGAUAUACGAAGUAAGAGAAUUCGAAUUGGGUUGAAAGGAAUGGAGAGUUUUCUGGAAGGUGAGCUGUCAAGCAUUAUCGAUGAAGAUUGCUCUUAUUGGUUUAUAGAAGAUAACAAUUUGCACAUACUUUUGACAAAAGUAAAAAAAGCAGAGAUAUGGAAUAGUGUCUUUAAAGGACACAAGUGUAUAAAUUCCAUAGAUGAAGAUAAUACAAAAAAGAAAAUUCUUUUGGAACGCUUUCAACAGGAAUAUCCAAAUUUUGAUUUUUCCUCUGCUGCUUUUAAUGGGCAAGUUCCAGAUGCACGCACCUUCAUGGGAGGCGUUAAAUAUUAG